Molecule: messenger RNA, 3165 nt
Organism: Diorhabda sublineata
Lineage: Eukaryota; Metazoa; Arthropoda; Insecta; Coleoptera; Chrysomelidae
Product: zinc finger protein 501-like
Exons: 6
Coding region: 52-1539 (495 amino acids)
Biological process (GO): regulation of transcription by RNA polymerase II
Cellular component (GO): nucleus
Molecular function (GO): RNA polymerase II cis-regulatory region sequence-specific DNA binding; zinc ion binding; DNA-binding transcription factor activity, RNA polymerase II-specific
Source: RefSeq, a predicted model, not a curated record
CCAUUCUACUGGGUACUAGUCUAUUUUAUAAGUAAAAAAGUAAACAAAAGAAUGGAAGACAACUUGGAUUUUCAAAAAAUCUGCAGAGUCUGUCUAAAUGAAGGUGUUAUGAUGUCGAUAUUUAAAGUUAAUAUUUCAAAGAAACUGAUGGCUUGCGCGAAUGUGCAGGUUUGGCAAAAUGAUAAUCUACCAGCGCAAAUAUGUCAAAAAUGUUCAGCUAAACUUCAUAUAUCAUUUCAGUUCAAAAAAUUGUGCGAAAAAUCAGAUGGUAAAUUACGUCAAUACUUAAACAAAGUAUCAGAAAGAAGAGAAGAACAACAGUCUCAACCAUUACAACAAAUCGAAAAAGAACCUACAACAAAUAUUUCUUCUCAGUAUACACAAAGCAUACCUGAAAAUAGUUGUGCGUAUAUAGAAUGUAACACUUUAAUAGACAAUGUUUCUCAAAAUAAUUUCAUACCUGUUAGUCAAGCCGAACCACAACAAAUGACACAAAUGGAAUAUUCUCAAUUAGCUGGUUACAAUGUGGAUAGUGUGGGUCAAGUACAAGUUUAUAAUGGCAAUUACAACAUGCCUUUAGAUCACACUGCUGUUUUACACAACCAAGAAAUUCAACCUAUUGCGAUGGAUCCUCAAGCACAGCCUCAACAACAAGUCCAAUAUAUUGAUCAGACACAACAACAACAACCAGAACAACAACUUGCUACCCAUCCAACUUGUGACAUUAUAAAAGAAGAUAAAACCAAAUCCAAACACAAGCCAACUGAUGUAGCAAAACAAUGCCAGAUAUGUAAUAAAGUAUUUUCCACAGCAACAAAACUCACAAGGCACAUGAAAACCCAUGCAUCAGAUAUGCCCUAUAAAUGUAAGACUUGUAAUAAAGGCUUUGCGCACAGUGGAAAUUUUAAAAUACAUUUACGUAUGCACACUGGGGAAAGACCUUUUAGAUGUGUGGUUUGUGACAAGGGAUGUAGGCAAGCACAGGAUUUGGAGAAACACAUGAGAACACAUACAGGUGAAAGGCCGCAUAAAUGUUUAAUGUGUCCGAAAGCUUUCUCAACAAGAUCUAAUCUAAUAGCCCAUAUAAGGAUCCAUACGGGGGAACGACCAUAUGUUUGUUGUGUAUGUCAAAAAUCGUUCUGUCAAUCUAACGAACUCACCAAACACAUGAGGACACAUACGGGAGAAAAAUCGCAUAUAUGUGAUAUUUGUAAUAAGGGUUUCAAUGGUUCAAGUACGUUGAUAGUUCACAGACGAUCUCACACAGGAGAACGACCCUACGUCUGUUUGGUCUGCAACAAAGCAUUUACCCAAAACAGCUGCUUAGUUACCCAUAUGAAACGCCACAAUCUCAAUUCGCAAUGCGACAACAAUUUCAAUACGAAACAAACAGAAGGAAAAGAAACUAGUAAUACCAUUGAAGAAAAAAUCAGUUGUAGUUUUUGUACGAGUAAUUUUAAUACAUCCAAUGAAUUCAACGAGCACCUAAAGACCCACCAUACUUCGACAACUGAUGCUACUACAAAUACUGUUUUAUGAAUAUCAAAACGGGUAACUCGGAAAGAAAACAGUCCCAAAAUCUUUAUUCACAUUUCUUUUCGAACUAGAAUCUAGAAAAUUCGCGUUCAAAGAAUUUUUUGGUGUGGAAAUGUCAGCGGGUGACUGACUACAAUAAUGAAAUGAAAAAUCCCAUAACUGUAAUUGGUUGGGGUGAGAUUGUAUUUUAGACCAUAUUCAAUAAAUAGACAGAGAGAAACGUUGAUUAAUCUAUCCCUGGUUAUUCUAUGAUAACUACUUUCGAAUACAUCUUAUCCUCUGGGGUAAAAUUAUUCAUUAAGGGUGAGUGUGAUCUUUAGUAAUUUUUAUAUUUAAAGUUUGAAUUAAUUUUAAAAAGAAACUUUGGUAUGAAACAGGUAAUCCAAGAUAUAAGGUUUUAGUUUCUGAAAACUUGUUAUCGAAACGCGCGUCAGACAGUAUAAUUGUGGGUGUUGGUGUAGUAGUAGUAUAAAUAGUGUGUUCAGUAUGAAUAUCACCAACGGUUCCAGAAAUUCCAACUUAGGAGGAGGUAAAGCAGUUCACUCUGAUUUUAAAUUAUCUUUUAGAAUUUUAUGACUCAUGUGUUGCGAGAAGCGAAAAUUAUCUGGAAAGAGUACACUGUAGGUGACAAAAAUGGUACUGCACCAAGACAUUAGAGGUAGAGACUGAAUUGUUGGAGGAAUUGUUUUCUUGACUAUCAAUAUGCGUUGUUCGUCUUUAGACCAACUCAAAACAAGAAGAGUUUUGAAAAAUAAUUGAUAUAGGUUAUAGCAAAAUUCUGGAAGAAGACUGAAGAAUAAAGGUGCUUUAUAUUAAUUGCGAAACUGUCACAGAUUCAAUCACAUCAGCUGACAAAAUAUACUCGAUUUAUGGCAAAUCUGGUGACAAUUGUAGUUCGUGGGUAAAGAAGAGUACCAUUCUCACAUCAACAAGUCAAUUGAAUCAAACAUUUUGUCAACUGUCAACGGGGCAAGUAAAAUAUGAAUCGAUGGACAACACCAACCAGUAGAAAUUCCUCAUACGAAAUUUUAUUUCUUUCUGGCUUAAAUUAUUCAAUUUUUGGUCAAAUUCCGUAGGAUCAGCGUCUGAUUCUUCAUUAGUCAUCGAUUGAUUGUCAUCUAAAUCACUGGAUGAUUCUGUUUUAUUGAUUCCAACACUUUUUUUAUAUUCCUUAUAUAUUAGUAUCUUGACUAUAUUUAUAUGGACAUGAAGAACGUGUUCAGUAUCGAAAGAUAGUUUUUUUAUGGCAUUUUCACAUUUCCAUCAAUAACUUGUACCAGUUGAAAAAUUGCUCGGUUCGCCCAUCUGUAUGUUUUUAUUCGAGGUUAGAAACAAUACAUUAACAUGUUUACUUUUGGCGCUAAAUUCAAAUUUCUCAAAAAGUGAUUUGGUAAUCAUUCACUUGGUUAUAAAUUCAUUAGUAAAAUAUUAUAUCCUUGUAAAUCUUCUUGCACUCCUUGACUAGUUUCGAAAGCACUGUAUCACACAUUCGUUCAUAUUUUGGUAAAAAUCCAUUCGUUUAAGCCUUUGGAAACAUUCUCAAUGUAUAAUUCAAAAUAUAUUUGUUCAAAUGUUAGUUUGUUUCUUCAAAUUUGAGGACAAAUAAAAAUAAUAGUAUUUAUAACAAAA